This is a messenger RNA of Aspergillus terreus NIH2624, 4035 nucleotides long. RefSeq names its product putative VPS9 domain protein. The transcript is spliced from 6 exons. Gene Ontology annotation, cellular component: plasma membrane; tubular endosome; late endosome. The record is from RefSeq and is a predicted model, not a curated record. The coding region runs from base 1 to 4035 and encodes 1344 amino acids. Gene Ontology annotation, biological process: early endosome to late endosome transport. Gene Ontology annotation, molecular function: phosphatidylinositol binding; guanyl-nucleotide exchange factor activity; SNARE binding. Lineage: Eukaryota; Fungi; Ascomycota; Eurotiomycetes; Eurotiales; Aspergillaceae.
AUGCACCCUCUAAACCCCUUUCUCCGUGCCUUCUUCCGAAGCACUGUUCCGGGGCAGUGUGUACCGAUCGAGAACCAUGUCCUUCUAGUUCCCAUCACCGAGUCGUUGAUCGGCUCGCGCGACCGUGAAUCCUCGGUACUCUACAGCGAUCUUGUCGUGUCCGAAGAGUUUCUAGGCAGCCAUGCCUUGCGGAUCCCUGGGUCGAAUGGAACCUCCGGCGCGAAGGAUGAUUCCAACGUCCGUGAUAGCAGGGCCAAAGCCAAACAGGUGACAACAGCCAAUGGUCGAACUGUCAUCAUCAAGGAGAAUUCGGUCUACAGCAACAAAGGUUUCAAAUCCCUGACCCAGGCUCAGCUGCUAUCGGAUGCCCUCUACUAUACUCCGGGCAAUGACUCCCAACCAUGGCUUAUAUACUACAUCUCUCGACCAUUGAUCGGCUCGUUCGAACCCGCGAAGAUCAUCUCUGCCGUGGUGCCCGGAACGCUCCCAACGAAGGCAAUUGCAAAUACCGCAGUCAAAUCCGGCGAACCGGUAUCUUCGCCACCGAAAAAGGAGAUCAGGACGUUCAGGGAACUGCUGGCACACUUCCCUAUGAUCGCAAGGCAGAUGCAACCGGGACUUGAGAGACUGUUCCGAGAGUUCGGGAAGGAAUUGGGAAAGCCGCUGCCUCCUCCGCCGUCGCGUUCCCCAUCCAUGUCCGACGAUCAGGACUGGCGAAGUGAUGGGAGUGAGACGCUGGGUGACGAAACGGCCUCGCUUCGGAGCUCAACAUCUCGUCGUCGAGGAGGGCUCCCAUUCAAUUCGGAGGAAUAUUUUGAGGAUGACGAAGAUCUGAUGCGCCGUAGCCUUGAAACCGCGGUGACGGCCGCCAUUGACCUAUUUCGGCUGGUCGAUAAGCAGCAGUUGUCCUUCCUCGGUGCCACCACUGAUCUGACGGGUCCAGUGGUGGAACGGUUAAUCGAGCGUUACGUGGCCGAACAAGUCCAUGAGUCACUUCUGUUCCCUCGUCUCUGCAGCUUUCGUCAACCUGAGGAUACAGAACUCGAUAUUCGGAUCCGCCAAAUGGACAAUAUUGAUGUAUCCCAGGUGGGGAUUGCCGUGGAAGGCGGGCGAGAAGGCAAACGGGAGUUACUACAGCGUCUCGGGAAGGCAGUGGAAGAAUUUCGCAAAAUGCUGGAUGCCAAGUGCCCCCACGACAUGCUGAAUACCCUUCUGGAGACAGUCAAGAUCUUAUCCUACCCGGGCAAUUACGACAGGGCUAAUCCACAUGCUUCUGAAAAGACACGCGCCCCGGUGACAGUGAAUGCAGACGUCUUGGUCUCCUUAUUGCUCAUCGUGGUUAUCCGAUCCCAGAUCAAACAUCUACAGGCACGACUGUUGUAUAUGCAGCACUUCAUCUAUGUCGAUGAUGUUGACAGCGGCGAGAUGGGCUACGCGCUGAGUACUUUCGAAGCUGUUCUGACUUAUCUUGUAACCGAUUCGGCGGGGUUACGACGAGCUAGCGCUCGCAAUAAGCGUCUGUGGUCUGCCACAAAACAAGGACGGAUUUCCGACAUGAGAUCCAUUUUGGAACCAAAUAGUGAUCCCGAAUUCGGUGACGAAAUUCCUUGCGAGCCUGAGCCGAAGUCUGUCCUUUUCAAAACCGACGAUGACAACGAGAGCGAACCAUUUCCAGGCUCCCUAUCCAUCCUCAAGUCCCCAGUCGAUGAGAGCGGCGAACACUCGCAUACCGAUACCACAACGGAAGCGCCGCCUCUAUCACAUGUGUUCCCUUUCCAAACGUGGGCAAACACUUCAUCACCGAGAGAGGCCCGUCGGCCGAUCAAGAAAGUAUCAAUGGAUGUGCGUAGCCUGUCGGAAUCUUCGGCAGUUUCGUUUGCAUCUCGAACGACAAUCGGUUCCCUGGCCAGCGGUAUCGAAGGAGACAGUUCUAUUGAAACUUUGACUAAAACGCAGGACCCUGCAGGCGAUUCCAUUCCAAUGAUGGCAGUCGAAAGCCGCCAGCCGGAGGCUCUGAAGUAUCUACUCAGUCUCGAGGAAUACUAUCCUCUGGAGGAUAUUCUCGAAGAUACAAAUACAGAAGGCACUACGUUACUGAGCGCUGCUGUGCAGCUCGCUCACACAGAAAUGGUGGAUAUCCUGCUUAACUUUCUUUUCGGAGCCGCUAACAGAGACGUCGUCAUCGCCUACCUGAGAAAGUCUGAUGUGCAUGGCCGUACGGUCGCCCACUAUCUGUUUAGCACGCCAUCGGUGAUGCGCAGGUUGGAAGGCAUGCUUCCCUGGAGACAACGUGACAAACAUGGACAAACUCCCCUUUUCGCUUUGUGCAGAUCUUAUGACCACCCAGACUACCGGGCAAUGGUGAACGAAGCCCUGACGGCCGCCCAGAAAGCUCAGGGAGAUGGUAAGCCCCUCCGCCUUGACGAACAUGUCGACUUGAAGGGCAAUACGCUAUUGCACAUUGUCAGCGACCCGGACAUCACCAUUCGGAUACUCCAUGAAUGCGAUUGCGACCCAAAUGCGACCAACGAUAAGAGAUUUACGCCUCUCAUGAUGGCUAGUAAAUACGGCCGUACUGAUCAAGUGCGGAUCCUCUUCUUGGAUCCCAGAGUGGAUGUGCAUUUGAAGGAGAGCCGUGGUUUGACAGCUGUGGAACUCGCCAAAGAUGAUGAAGUGCGGAAUCGGAUCGACGAUCUCAUUCUGAUUUCUCAGCCUCCCGCGUCAACGGAUGAUCCAUCUGGCCGUAUAACAACGGUCGUCCGUUCGUUCUUCGUCGAGGAUGCAACAGUACGCUUCGUUCUCAAGUCCGGUGCCCCAAAUCAUGUGGCGAAUUCGGCACCAUCCAAGCCAGCCAACAUGACCACUUACACUGUCACGACCUGCCGCCGCACAUUCUCAGACUUCGAAAAUCUCGCCAAAUGGCUGUCCAUUGAGCACCCUGCGUCUUACAUGCCAUCGCUCACGGAUUUCCGCAGUCCUUUCCAGGUUCACUCCAAACCAUCCCGCUCCGUAUUACACGAUAUGCAAGAGAGGCUAGACAGGUUCUUGAAGAUCUUACUAUCCCACCCAACCUUUGCCACGCAUGAAAUGCUCUGGGAAUUCUUCCUGGUCCCUGAGCUGCAGCCGGAGAUGAUGGCGGAUCGCUCACGACGAAAGGCCCAAGUCCUCUUCGAAUCCAUCAUGGACGAUUAUGAACCGGUGACUGCGGACGGUAUGCGAGAGACGGAACAAUUUGUCUCGCACGCCCAAGAUAUGGUGCGCUCCGUUCACGUCAACACGCGUGGUCUUAUCCGCCGCGGUCAUGCGCUGCAGAAUUCCACUGCCGAUCUCGCUGAUUCAAUAGCUCUCUGUUCCACCGCCGUUUCGACCCUCAAGGCACCUACCAAUGCCCUACCCCAAACCCACGUUGAUGCUUUUUCCCGCUACGCAUCAUAUCUUUCUACCUCAUCCACCGACUCCUCUCCCCUCCUGCAAUUCCUCACAGGACUCUCCUCCAUUGACAACACUACCACUGCAAUCCUCGACUCCCUAUCCCGACCCAUCUCCCUCAUGUCCAGCCUGGCUUCGACGAACCGUGCGCUUUCCCGCUCCCGGUCUUCUCUUCUCUCAUCAUCACUUCCUAGGAAGUUCAAUAUCAAUUUCCCCGGUCUGGAAGAAUCUCGCCAAAAGUCCGUGCGGGAUCUGGAAAACAAAAUCCAAGAGUCCGAAGCGCAGAUUGCUCGGAUCUCCCGCGAGAUCUCAUGGAACAAAGAUGUCGUGGUCGCUAAUAGACUUGAAUUGUCACUUCACGGACUUCUCAUUAUGUACGAAGAGAAUGAAAACCAACACUGGAGGUUCAACUACCCGCAAGCGCCUGCCUGUCUGGCCCAUAACCAACUUAUAGUCGGCACCGAGUCUCAAUUCUUACCCACCGGAGACGUACUUCUCUGCAGUGCUGGCAAUGCCACGGAUGAUUUCGAACCAACAUCCUUGCCACCCCUCUCAUUCUCACUCGUCUCACGCCGUCCCGGCGACGCCCGCAUCGAAACAGCAUGA